Molecule: messenger RNA, 1444 nt
Organism: Puccinia graminis f. sp. tritici CRL 75-36-700-3
Lineage: Eukaryota; Fungi; Basidiomycota; Pucciniomycetes; Pucciniales; Pucciniaceae
Exons: 5
Coding region: 389-1444 (351 amino acids)
Cellular component (GO): membrane
Source: RefSeq, a predicted model, not a curated record
ACCCAAACCACAGCAAACCACCACCACCUCUCCCCUCCCUCCUGCUCCUCUCUUGACUGCUUCUAAUCAACAAGAAAACCUCAAAAGAACAUCCAUCAGCAACACCCACCAACCCCAAGCAUCUCCUCAUCACUUCAAAUACGUAAAUAGAUAUCAACCAUUCAACAAAAAAAAAACGAAAAAAACCAACCGCACAGCAUUGAUUGUCUCCCAAGAGAGAGCUUUCUGCUUUCUUGACCCUUCUACACGCAUAUACACAACUUGACCUGCUUCCCCCUGACCUCCUCCCCCCUAUAAAACAUUCUCACACACAAUCGUAUCCAUCGUUCGUAUUUUUCUGCUCGGACCAAGUAUUCGGGGCUGCAGUUCUUCUUAAUCUCGAGGAGCGAUGACUGAUGGAAUUAAGAUUCAUCGAAGACAUGGAUUUUAUGUUUUAGUAAUGGUGGUCGGAUGGGUAUUACCACCUGUGGCUGUCUUGCUCAGAUUCGGUUUCGGCACAGACUUCUUCUUAAAUAUCUUGCUUACUCUUUGCGGUUAUAUACCAGGACACGGUCAUAACUUUUAUCUCCAAAACAUUCGAAACAAUGAGAACCGAAAACGAACGCCCCAAUGGGCAACCAAGGCGGGACUAGUGAAAGAUCCCACGGCGAAACGGAAGGCGAAGACGCAAUGGGCGAACCGAUAUGAUGAGCGAACGCCGACGCGAGCGGAUGGAUACCAAGACGAUGACGAGCGACCGACGGCCUCUUCGAGGGAAGGAGGAGUGCCUCGGUCGGGGCUCCUAGAGCCGGAGAGCUUCAUGGACAGCUCCAGCUCGAUCACACGCGACGAACGCUCCCUCGAGAACGGCCACCAACCUCAGCGUCAUCCUGGCCACUUUUCCUCUCAAGAGGCGCGCGAUCUUGACCGGUUUCCUACCGACGAUCGUCGUCAUCUUCGCAAGAAAAAAUCCAUCGGCCAUCGUCAUACUCUCUCUAAUUUGGACAAUCCUUCCUCUACCUCUAGUAAUGGUUACGAGCCAUCCGGAAUCAGAGACCCUAAUCUAAACAGCUCGAAAAUCGUUCGAAGGCAAACUAGUCAAUCUAUUCGUAAUCAUCAUCAUCAUCAUCGUGACGAUCAUCGUCAUAAUCAUCAUCAACACAACGAAGAAGACCCUUACUUCAUUCGCAGAGCUUCCUCUAUCCAUGGUCAUCCUUCCUCUUCCUCAGCUUCUCACUCUAAAUUCGGGCCCUUAGGUUCCCCUACUUCUACGAAAUCCUUCUCUCAAAAACUCGGCUUCGGCUCGACCAAAAAGACCGAAAAGAAAAACAGGUUUGAUUUGACUAAUGAAGCUCGAAGUCAGUGGGAAAACUUACCCCACUCCACAAGACACUCUACUCCACACCCCAAACCACUGAACAAUAAUGAUCUCAAUAAUGAUGAUUGCUUGAACCAUCAAUUCUAA